CACAGACCCUCUGUGAUUUCCUCAAUAGUCAUACACUUCCUAAUGACAGCUCUGGCCAUACACAACAACCUGGAUCUCGCUAUUUGAAGUCUUCCUCCCCCUCUCUCCCGCUCAUUCUUUCUCUCUCAACCCCCGUCCCUCUUUACACACAAAUAGCCUACUCUCUCCCUCACGCAGACUUUCUCUCGCCCAUUCUCUCUCUCUCUUCAUACUUGGCCGAGCUCAAAAGAAGGGGACAUAACAGAAUGAAAGGAGAUGGAUUUUUCAACGAGAUGUGAGGGGAAAGGUGAAAUUAGCAACUCUUAGCCUACGUUGCCCCUAUGUGAAACGACAACCUUAAUUGUUCAACAGAAUGAAUGAAUAAGAGCGGAGUCUAUCAACAAGAACUCCCUCCAUCUCCAUGGCGACGUGGAGAUCUUACAUUCAAAACCAUGGAGUGUGCGCACAGCUUUCUCGCUUGAAGGGGGAUCGGUUCGAUGGCAGGACAAAGCGAAAGGUAGAGCCCUCUACCUUGCGGAAGAAAAAUACCCGAUAUGAUCUGUUUUGGGGACGAAAAGGGGAACAAUUCUGAGACACAAGUCAUCUUCAUAGGCAAGAAACCGGCGGCGGUUUGUUGGGGAGAAGAACAUCAAGAAAAGUGUUGCUAGCUAGCUGGCUAGUUUUAGCUAGCUAAUGUUAGCUCUCUGGCUAAUCCUCCAUGGACAUGGAAUCUUCUAGCUUGGGUGGCAGGAUAGAGGAGGGAACAAAAGGAAGGAGUACAGAAGUUAUCCUAACUAAGAAAUGCUUACCUCCUUCUAAAGCCCCAAUGGAGCAGGAUGUGGAGAGUCCGCCAAUCACCAUCCGAAAGCCCAAGCUCCCCAAGCAAGCCUGUGAGGACCUUCCCAAGCAGCUGGUGGACCAGGUGCGGACAAAGAGGAAGAUUCAGCGGUACGUCCGUAAGGACGGCAAGUGUAAUGUCCACCAUGGCAACGUCCAAGAGACCUAUCGGUACCUAACGGAUAUCUUCACCACACUGGUGGACCUCAAGUGGAGGUUCAACCUCUUCAUCUUCGUCUUGGUGUACACAGUGACGUGGCUCUUAUUCGGCUUCGCGUGGUGGCUCAUCGCCUAUGUUCGUGGCGACCUGGAACACAUAGGGGACAACCAGUGGACUCCCUGUGUCAAUAACCUCAAUGGGUUUGUCUCAGCCUUUCUCUUCUCCAUAGAGACGGAGACCACCAUAGGGUAUGGCUAUAGGGUUAUAACAGACCAAUGCCCAGAGGGGAUCCUUCUGCUGUUGAUUCAGUCGGUGCUGGGGUCCAUAGUUAAUGCCUUCAUGGUGGGCUGCAUGUUUGUUAAGAUCUCGCAGCCCAAGAAGCGGGCAGAGACGUUGGUGUUCUCUACCAACGCUGUCAUCUCCGUGAGGGAUGGCCGGCUGUGCCUGAUGUUCAGGGUGGGGGACCUUCGGAACUCACACAUCGUGGAGGCCUCCAUCAGGGCCAAGCUGAUCAAGUCCAAGCAGACCAAGGAAGGGGAGUUCAUACCCCUCAACCAGACAGACAUGAAUGUGGGUUAUGACACAGGGGACGACAGGCUCUUCCUGGUGUCCCCACUCAUCAUCUGUCAUGAGAUCAAUCAGAACAGCCCCUUCUGGGAGAUCUCCCAAGCCCACCUUGACAGAGAGGACCUGGAGAUCGUGGUCAUUCUGGAGGGCAUGGUGGAGGCUACAGGGAUGACUUGCCAGGCCAGGAGUUCGUAUGUGACCAGCGAGAUAAAGUGGGGCUACCGUUUCAUGCCGGUGCUCACCCUGGAGGAUGGCUUUUACGAGGUGGACUACAACAGCUUUCACGACAUCCACGAGACCAACACCCCCAGCUGCAGCGCCAGAGAGCUGGCUGAGAUUAAUUGCCGCAUCCGCCUGCCCUUCACCUGGUCCGUGGCCAGCAAGCUCAGCCAGCAGGGGGUGCUGGAGCCCGAGGGCCGCGAGAAGAAGCAUACUACCCUGGUAACCCAGGAAGAGGGGCUAGAGGAGCAGACAGAGAGGAACGGUGACAUUGCUAAUAUAGAGAGCGAGUCCAAAGUGUAGAGGGGAGAGAGAAAACUUAGGCCAGAGGGGCUGUGUGGGGCUUACUGUGGUGUCUCUGCUCCUCAUGGCUGUCUGACCAGGUGACCUGGUCCCAGGUCAAAGGUCAGGGCCAAGGCAGAAAAAUGGGGAACCUGAGUUCAAGGACGAUCUGCUUAGGAACCCUGCAACAAGGACAGCUUUGGCCCUAAACAGGUCAUUUGCCCCCCAAAGAUAGAUGGUACAUGCCAAUGGCUGGACUGAAAAGCUCUGUAAUUGCAUGUUUUGAUAACAUAGUUUUUUUCUUGAAGAUAUCAAUUAAUAUUAUUUCUUCUUUUUUAUUCAAAGAUUAAAACCUAUACAUAUAUAUUCUAGGAUAUUUGUAUUUGUAUUUUUUUGUAUAUACUAUCUGUUAUAUACUAUCUGUUAUGUUGCCAAAGUGUGAAUAUUUGACAAGAAGAUGUUUGAUACUGAUUAAUUUAGACCAGGUCUGUACAUAUUCUAUGCCUUAUGUACAAAGCUUUCCUUACAUUAGAGUUUUAAGAAAUAUAUAAGCAUGUACAAAAACUCACUGUAGUUAAUUUAUUCUAUAUUGUGUACAUAGGAGAAUAAUGGCGAUUGUAAUAGGCAUGACAAUAUAACUCUUAUUAACAAUUCUGGAUGAAAGCCCUAUAGAAUAUUCAGCCUGGCCUAAUGGACUAGUUACUUUAGACAGCAACGAAAGAAGGGAGGUUGGUCGGGAAGGAUGGGUAGGUAUAAUCCGCAACCUUCUAGCAAUCCACAGGUUGCGUGUUCAGGUUGCGUCUGGGACAACUGUAGCAUUUUAGCUAAAACAUCUCCUAACCAUUAUUCUAAACUUAUGCCAAUUCACCUGAACUGCUACGUAAAGUUACCUAACCUUUGUUGUUUUAGUUCUCCUAACCUUUAACGUAAAUGUCCUAACCUUUGUUGUUAGUUCCCUUUAACUGCCAACAUAAAUUCUCUCUAUAAUUCUCCUACAGCAGAACGUUUAUUAUCCAAGCAGUUAUCCAAGCAGCAGAACGUUUAUUUUAUACUAAUACAAUUGCUCAUAGAAAGAUUUUAUUUAGAAGUAAUACAAAAAAUAUAAAAAAGAAAGGAGUAAAAAUUGGCACGACACUGAGCCUUUUUCUAAAAUGUUUUAUGAGAUUGGAGAACAUGAUGGGAGGGAUCUUAGACCAUUCUUCCUUAAAGAAUCUUACCAGAUCCUUGAUAUCCUUCAUCUGCUCCUAUGGACUGGCAUCUUCAAUUCAAACCACAGGUCCUGGCAGAGGUAACCAGGUUUUAGGCUAAAAUGUCCUGGUACUUGGUAAAGUUCAUGAUGCCGUUAACCUUAACAAGGGCCACAGGACCAGUGGAAGCAAAAUAGCCCCAUAAGAUGCACCACUGCAGGUAUGAAGUACUUUUCUCCAUAUGCUUCCGUUUUUCGAUGCCAAAUCCACCGCUGGUGUGCAUGGCCAAGGAGCUCUAUUUUCAUGUCAUCUGACUAUAGCACUGCCUGGAGUUUGCUAAACGGCAUUGGCACUUGGAUUGGAACCGGUGAGAAACAUGCUCACUUUUCUAAUAUGAAGGACAGGCUUCCAUCUUUCAAUGUGUCUCUGAAGUGAACCCCACUGUACUGUCCGGCCCAUAGCGGAUGAAAGCACACUGGUACUACGAAAGAAGCCAUGUGAGGGGAGCUUGGGGAAGAGCAUCAAGGCCUACUCUAGCACCUAAAUUGAACUAAGUGCAGCCCGAGGGUAUUCAUUUUCUUCUUUUCACAUAUUUAGACCUCUUUAUUUCUGCUGCAGAACUAAGUUUCUAAAAGCAAUUUCUUUGUGUUUCUGGCAAAAUGUUUGAUUUGAAAUAAAACUGUGUAAUAUAACCUUACAAUGUUAUCACUUUACAAAAUGGUUCUAUUGCUUGUGCUGAAGAGCCAUAUACAGGGCUCAGACAUCUACAGUGUGUAAUUUUGUUGCUGCAGAACGUUCUAGCUCUGCAUGUCACUGAUAGCACACCUGUAUAACUUUGGCUUUUAUGUGUCAAUGAAAAACAUUUGGGUAACACUUAAGUUACCCGUAUACAACGCAGUUAGUCUAUAGCUAAUUAAAUGUUUUUAUUUGUGAUCCAUAUUUGUUACAGGUGCAGUAACUGUGAAGUUAUUGGUAAUUAAUCAGAUGUUAUCAAAAGGGUAGAUAUUUCAGCUAUGUGGUUAAUGGUUAACAGCUUAAUGUAAAGCGUUAUAAACAUGCAGGCAUCAUUGUUUAAUCUGACUUGUGUCCAAUCGCUGAACAAAGAUUGAACGAAACAGACAUGUUUAUUAUAUCGACUCCUUUAUUUUACUGUUUUUAUUCAUUUGUAAUUAUUAAUUGUAUUAGGUUGUAUUUUCAACAUUACACUGAAUUCCAAAAUACUGGUUCAUAAAUCAUCUUCGACAAUACUUUAACUAA
Molecule: messenger RNA, 4488 nt
Organism: Salvelinus fontinalis (brook trout)
Lineage: Eukaryota; Metazoa; Chordata; Actinopteri; Salmoniformes; Salmonidae
Product: G protein-activated inward rectifier potassium channel 2-like
Exons: 6
Coding region: 698-2065 (455 amino acids)
Biological process (GO): regulation of monoatomic ion transmembrane transport; potassium ion import across plasma membrane
Cellular component (GO): plasma membrane
Molecular function (GO): G-protein activated inward rectifier potassium channel activity
Source: RefSeq, a predicted model, not a curated record